AUUCUUGCCCAUUUUAUUUCUUAAUUUUGAAGCAUGGAACUGUUCAACCAAAAAAAAAAAAAAAAUUCUUCUUUGUAUACAAACCGGCGUCGUUUAAGGUCAACCAUAUAAUAAUUUCCAUUCUCACUUUAUUUAAAAAGCCUGAGCACGUGUAAACAACACCUAAGGGGGGUUAUACUUGUAAAUUAAAAUACACAUUUAUGGUAAUUUCGACUUUUUCUCCACCCCUGGUAAGUGCUUGUUCAUUUAUUACUCACAACAAGAAGAAAAAAGCGCCAAAGUUAGUUUUCUUAUCCGGCGAGUUUUCUCUCUCUCUAUCUCUCUCUAUCAGCUAACAAUCACAAGAAGAAGAAGUAAAGGUCGAUGACUUCGGGGACUAGAACGCCGACGUGGAAAGAGAGAGAGAACAACAAACGGCGAGAGCGGCGGAGACGUGCGAUUGCGGCAAAGAUAUUCGCGGGGCUUAGGAUACAUGGGACCUUCAAGCUACCUAAACACUGCGAUAACAACGAAGUUCUUAAAGCUUUAUGCAACGAAGCUGGUUGGACCGUCGAAGACGACGGAACUACUUACCGGAAGGGAUGCAAACCAACGGAUCGAAUGGAACUCAUGAAUGGUUCCACUUCAGCGAGUCCAUGCUCAUCGUACCAACCUAGCCCUCGUGACUCCUACAAUCCAAGCCCUUCAUCUUCCUCAUUCCCUAGUCCUACAAACCCAUUUGGUGAUGCUAACUCACUUAUCCCUUGGCUCAAAAACCUCUCUUCAAACUCACCUUCCAAGCUUCCUUUCUUCAAUGGAAACUCUAUAAGCGCUCCCGUGACUCCACCAUUGGCUCGAAGCCCUACUUAUGAUCAAGUUACAAUCCCUGACUCUGGAUGGCUCUCUGGAAUGCAAACCCCACAGAGCGGACCAUCUUCUCCUACUUUCAGCUUGGUUUCGAGAAACCCAUUUUUCGACAAAGAGGCUUUUAAAAUGGGAGAUAGUAGUUCACCAAUGUGGACUCCUGGACAAAGUGGAAACUGCUCUCCAGCUAUUCCUGCUGGUGUUGAUCAAAAUUCUGAUGUACCAAUGGCUGAUGGAAUGGCGGCAGAGUUUGCGUUUGGAAUGGUGAAGCCUUGGGAAGGAGAAAGGAUACAUGGAGAAUGCGUUUCAGAUGAUUUAGAACUUACACUUGGAAACUCAAGAACCAGAUGAUGGUUUCAAAGAAGUAUCAACGGCGUUUGCUACAUAUCAACCUUCUUAUCAAAUUAAUUCAUCUCUUACUUUCCUUUCCAUCUUUUGUCUGUUUUCUUUUUAAUUCAGUGUGAUGAUAAAAGGUAAGAAAAAGAAACAUUUCGAACUCUUUUUUCUUGUGGUCUUUUGACUGAAGUUGUAGUUAAAUUUUAUUUCAUCUCUCCAUGUUUUUUUAAUUAUUUGUAGAAAGUCGAUUUGAGAUUGGUAAUGUUGUUAUUAUAGUGGAAAAUUCAUAUAAAAUAUUGAAGCCAAAUUGGACUUUUA
Molecule: messenger RNA, 1497 nt
Organism: Brassica napus (rape)
Lineage: Eukaryota; Viridiplantae; Streptophyta; Magnoliopsida; Brassicales; Brassicaceae
Product: BES1/BZR1 homolog protein 3-like
Exons: 2
Coding region: 364-1194 (276 amino acids)
Biological process (GO): brassinosteroid mediated signaling pathway; DNA-templated transcription
Molecular function (GO): DNA-binding transcription factor activity
Source: RefSeq, a predicted model, not a curated record